UGAAAUAGUGUAAAAAAAAAAAAAAAAAAAAAAAAGACAUUUGUGCAUUUGAAAUAACCAUCACCACUAAUAAUGAAUCAGUACCAAAUGUGUAGUAGAUGCCGGUGUUAGUUGAGGAGCUGUGGAGGGUGAGUAAACUUUAUUAGCUGUAGGAAAUGGACGAACCUUCGCCCUGUUAAUCAUUUAUCUGGACCACAAAGAAGGCUCACAAAGUAAUUGUCCACUGAAUUCAUUCCGCACUCCAGAUAUUUUGGUUAAACACCUUCAAAUGACUUACUGGGCUUCUUUGAGUGAAUUUCAUUACACUGAUAUCAAAGAGUUUUAGAGGUAAGUUCACCUUAGUGAUACUUUUUGCUGUUUUUCUAAAAUAUGGUGUCAGUGGACUUGCUUGAUGAAUAAUGCUUUUUGGUGUUUUGUGACAGAUCCAUCCAAAUCUUUUAAUACACAAAAUUUCGCUAUCAUCAUUUUACCUGUUUUUGUAUCUAAUUAAUACAUGAUGUUAAAAAAGGUAUUUUUUAUGGUAUAUUCAAUUAAAUCAAAUAUUGUACAAUGUCAGGAAUAAAAAACACAAUACUGCACUCUGUGCAUUUGUAUGUUCGUGUAAAUAUUUUGUAAGUAUCAUGAUUUCAAUAUUAAACUUUCUUUAUACAUUGUGUGUUUAUGCAUAGUGCAUCCUUUGUCCAACUAGGUCUCAAUUGCCCAGGGUUACUUUAUUUUUGGGAUGCUUGUAAGAGUGAAAUGCUGUAAGCUCGACACAUGUCAAUGUCAUGGCUAUAGAUGAUGCAUUUUUGUGCGUGCCCAACCAAAUUGAAAAUUUGAAAAAUGGGGAAAACCCUGGAUAAUGUAUAUUGUUUGAAGGAGAAUUUUGGCAGCAAACACUGUUGAAAAAUUCCAUCUGUGUUUAAAAUACGGAACAGAAAUUGUGUCAAAUUCGGCAGUGGUUUGAAAAAUCUCCCUUUGCUACAAAAACAUUCUCUCACAAAGAACAAAAAUUGGAUGUUAGAAUUUGAAUUGAGUCUUGCAUAGAACGGGAGGAGCGUGGUGACCAUUAAUUCUUUAUCACAUCUCUGCCCCAGCAUUUUUCCAACAGUAUUAGCAAGAUGCAGGCAGGCUGCUUUGGCCAUUCUCCAUGACGACUGGGUUCACUGGCCACAGCAUGAGGCUGCAGGAAGACGACUCAUUGGAGUGUGACUUCUCUUUCAACGCAACACUUCUUUCUUUUUACACUCAGAUAUUCUCCCCUGUGUGAACAUGAACAUCACAAGGCAGCGCAGCGGUCAGACCGAUGAGCAAAGUUAAAACUACAGUGUCCUCACUGAAAAAAAGAAUAUCAUCCCCGCAGAAAUGAUGCAAUUUGGUCUGUUUUAUUUGCACCUACUUGGAUGCACUAGCGUCAUGUCCACCUACGGGCCCCAUCAACGAGCACAGAUGACUGGCGAUAUUUUGCUCGGAGGCCUCUUCCCCAUUCACUUUGGGGUCGCAUCUAAAGAACAAGACUUGGCAGCACGGCCUGAGUCCACACAAUGUGUCAGGUUUAAUUUCCGUGGUUUCCGUUGGCUGCAAGCUAUGAUUUUUGCAAUUGAUGAGAUCAACAACAGCAGCACUCUCCUGCCCAAUAUCACAUUAGGCUAUAGGAUCUUUGACACAUGCAAUACAGUGUCAAAGGCACUGGAAGCCACUCUCAGUUUUGUGGCCCAAAAUAAGAUCGACUCCCUGAAUUUGGAUGAGUUUUGCAACUGCACUGACCACAUCCCGUCGACUAUUGCAGUCGUUGGAGCUGCUGGUUCUGCUGUCUCCACAGCAGUGGCAAACUUAUUGGGACUGUUUUAUAUAUCACAGAUCAGCUAUGCAUCAUCCAGUCGCCUCUUCAGUAACAAGAACCAAUACAAAUCCUUCAUGAGAACCAUUCCUUCCGAUGACUACCAGGCCACGGCUAUGGCAGAUGUAAUCGAGUACUUCCAGUGGAACUGGGUCAUUGCUGUGGCCUCAGAUGAUGACUACGGACGACCCGGUAUAGAAAAGUUUGAGAAAGAGAUGGAGGAGAGAGACAUCUGCAUUCACCUGAAUGAACUCAUCUCUCAAUACAUGGAGGACCACGAAAUUCAAGGACUAGCCGACAGGAUUGAAAACUCCAGUGCCAAAGUCAUCGUGGUGUUUGCCAGUGGUCCAGAUAUCGAGCCUCUAAUAAAGGAAAUGGUCAGGAGAAACAUCACAGAUCGUAUCUGGAUCGCCAGUGAAGCUUGGGCAAGCUCUUCCCUCAUUGCUAAACCCGAGUAUCUCGAUGUGGUGGCAGGCACAGUGGGUUUUGCCCUGAAAGCGGGACACAUACCACAGUUUAAAGAUUUUCUGCAACAAGUCCAACCAAAGAAAGACGGUCAUAAUGAAUUUGUCAGGGAGUUUUGGGAGGAAACUUUCAACUGUUAUCUCAAAGACAGUCCAAGGUUCCAAGAAAGUGACAACGGAAGCAAAAGUUUUAGACCUUUGUGUACUGGUGAGGAAGACGUCACCAGUGUGGAGACACCUUACCUGGACUACACCCACCUUCGUAUCUCCUACAAUGUGUAUGUUGCAGUUUAUUCCAUUGCAAAAGCCUUACAGGAUAUCCUCACCUGUACACCUGGACACGGACUUUUUGCAAACAACUCCUGUGCAGACAUAAAGAAAAUUGAAGCUUGGCAGGUUCUAAAACAGCUCCGACAUCUGAAAUAUACCAACAGUGCGGGAGAAAAGAUGCGUUUUGAUGAGAACUUUGACUUGGCAGCAAACUACACAAUAAUCAACUGGCACAGAUCUGCUGAAGAUGGUUCUGUGGUGUUUGAGGAGGUUGGAUAUUAUAAUAUUCAUUCAAAGAGGGGAGCCAAGCUGGUCAUUGACAAGACAAAGAUCCUCUGGAAUGGAUACUCUAUUGAGGUUCCAUUCUCCAAUUGCAGCGAGGAUUGUGAACCGGGCACCAGGAAGGGCAUCCUAGACAGUAUGCCCACUUGUUGCUUUGAAUGCACUGAGUGCUCAGAUGGAGAGUUCAGUAACCACAAAGAUUCCAGCAUUUGCACCAAAUGUCCCAAUAACUCCUGGUCCAGUGGGAACCACACCUUGUGCUUUUUAAAGGAAAUUGAGUUUCUGUCCUGGAAUGAACCAUUUGGGAUAGCUUUGGCCAUAUGUGCAGUACUUGGUGUUGUCUUGACAGCUGUUGUCAUAGGAGUGUUCGUCAAAUUCCGCAACACCCCCAUAGUGAAGGCCACAAACCGAGAGUUGUCCUACUUGCUCCUCUUCUCGCUUAUCUGUUGUUUCUCCAGCUCACUUAUCUUAUCCCGCUUACUUUAGUACUUACGGGAAGUUUGUUUCGGCAGUGGAGGUCAUUGCGAUUCUGGCGUCCAGCUUCGGGAUGCUGGCGUGUAUUUUUUUCAACAAGGUCUACAUCAUCCUAUUUAACUCCUCCAGGAAGAC
This is a messenger RNA of Syngnathoides biaculeatus (alligator pipefish), 3444 nucleotides long. Its product is annotated as extracellular calcium-sensing receptor-like. Gene Ontology annotation, molecular function: calcium ion binding; G protein-coupled receptor activity. Gene Ontology annotation, biological process: detection of calcium ion; G protein-coupled receptor signaling pathway; intracellular calcium ion homeostasis. Gene Ontology annotation, cellular component: membrane. The record is from RefSeq and is a predicted model, not a curated record. The transcript is spliced from 6 exons. Bases 1345 to 3321 code for a protein of 658 amino acids. Lineage: Eukaryota; Metazoa; Chordata; Actinopteri; Syngnathiformes; Syngnathidae.